UCUCCUUGGCCUCGAGCUGGAAAGGCAAGAAGAGUAUAAGUAGGCCUCUAUUUCUCUUCUGGCCAAACUUUCACGGCAAGCAAGCACAGUACAAACCAGACUCAAUCGCAACAUGGCUCAAUCACAUGGAUCCUGUCUCUGCAAGAAGGUUGCUUAUACCUUCACUGGCGAGCCAGUUAUGCAGGCAAUCUGCCACUGCCUCCCCUGCCGCAAAGUUUCCGGCGGUACCCACACGACAAACAUCCUCGUUCCUCUCGCCGCUCUAACCAUCACUUCCGGCAAGGAACAUUUGAGAAGCUACGCGGCGGCCCACCCCAGUGGCAUGACCUUGACGCUCCAUUUCUGCGAGAACUGUGGAACGAAGAUUUAUAAGGAUAUGGAUGGGGAGGCAUUCAAGGGCGUUGCGAUUGUGCAGGCGGGGACGUUGGAUGCUGGUGAAGGGGGGAUGGAAAUUGGGGAUGUGAAACUUGGGGCAGAGCUGUGGGUGAAGAAUCGUGUGCCAUGGUUGGGAAGCGUGGAGGGAGCGGGCCAGCUUCAAGAGUUCUCCUGAUUGAAGAUAGGAAGGGUAGUUAGGAGAGGGAACGUGUCCUGCUGUCGUGGUUGAGAACUAUCCUCUUAGAUUGUCCAGGGGCGCAAAAUAAACAUCGAGAAGUGUUAGUUGUGCAAGAGUGCCUAUGUUUCCGCCUUAAAGCUUACUAGGAACCCACCUCGGCUUCCUCUUCUCCACAAAACUCCUCACCCCCUCCUUCAUAUUCUCCCCCUU
This is a messenger RNA of Hyaloscypha bicolor E, 763 nucleotides long. RefSeq lists its product as uncharacterized. The transcript is spliced from 2 exons. Lineage: Eukaryota; Fungi; Ascomycota; Leotiomycetes; Helotiales; Hyaloscyphaceae. Bases 113 to 550 code for a protein of 145 amino acids. Gene Ontology annotation, molecular function: carbon-sulfur lyase activity. The record is from RefSeq and is a predicted model, not a curated record.